Messenger RNA from Bacillus rossius redtenbacheri, 982 nucleotides. Its product is annotated as AN1-type zinc finger protein 1-like. The record is from RefSeq and is a predicted model, not a curated record. The transcript is spliced from 3 exons. Gene Ontology annotation, cellular component: cytoplasm. Lineage: Eukaryota; Metazoa; Arthropoda; Insecta; Phasmatodea; Bacillidae. The coding region runs from base 144 to 908 and encodes 254 amino acids. Gene Ontology annotation, molecular function: zinc ion binding.
GGAACUACCGGACCCGGAGGCCGACAACGGCGACUCCCACAUGACCUUGAAGGAGCAGGAGCAGAAGUGGUCCGACCUGGCGCUCGGCCUCUUGAGCGAACUUCAGAACAACACUAAUUAAUAAUCUCAACUAACUGAGCUCAAUGGAGCUCCCCCACCUCGGCGCGCGGUGCGCGGUCCCCGACUGCAGGCAGCUGGACUUCCUGCCCUUCCCGUGCGCCGGCUGCGGCCGGGACUUCUGCGGGGAGCACCGGUGCGCCCCGGACCACGCCUGCCCCGGCCCGCCGGCGGACCCUGCCCCCCGGGGGGCCCCCCAGCCAGCGCCCGCGCACCGCUGCUCGGCGGCGGGCUGCGCCGAGACCAGCCCCGUGGAGAUGCCGUGCCCGGCGUGCGCACGGCACUACUGCCUGGCCCACCGCCACCACGGCUGCCGCGAGCAGACCCACACGCCCGACGAGCGGCGGCGCUGGGAGGAGCCCCAGAGGCGCUUCGCGGCCGCCAAGGCUCUCGUCGACCGAGAGGUGGAGGCGAGCCUGCAGUCGGCCCGCGGGAAGGCCAGCGAGACGGCCCGCAAGGUGCAGCUGAUGCGCCUGAAGGCCAAGGCGGUCGGCCCCAAGGCGGUCCCACCCGAGCAGCGGGCCUACUUCUCGGUGCGCCCGCUGGCGGCCCCGGGACAGCCGGGCAGGGCCGUGUACGCGUCGCGGCGCUGGCCCCUGGGGCGGGCCCUGGACGCCUUCUCAGACGCCCUCGGCGUGGCGAGCGCCAACAACAAGCCCGGCGCCAGGCUGCGGCUGCUGCGUGAGGGGGAGGAGAUCUGUGCGGACCUGUCUCGCACUCUCGACGAGCUGAUCCAGAGCAACGCCAUCACUGAAGGGGAUACUCUGUCUCUCGAAUUCAUUUAUAAAUAAUUCUGAACUGUGUGGUUCGCUAAUUUUUUUUUUUUUUUUAUUGGUUUGGGCAUUAAAAUUUACUUGUAAAACAA